Molecule: messenger RNA, 708 nt
Organism: Trypanosoma theileri
Lineage: Eukaryota; Euglenozoa; Kinetoplastea; Trypanosomatida; Trypanosomatidae
Exons: 1
Coding region: 1-708 (235 amino acids)
Source: RefSeq, a predicted model, not a curated record
AUGAUUUUCCCCCGACGCGCAUGCCCUGUUAUCGCUGAUCACAUUACUAACAACUCUACUGGUUCUUUCCAUUCGCUCCUAAGGCGGCCGCGAAGAUUGUCACAACAUGUGUGUAUGAUUCCUUUACAGCUUCAUUGUGCGAGACGCACGUUCCUUGUACGUUUUCAAGAGACACCAAAUGAGUCCUGUUACAAAUUCUUUGUAGAUGACGUAAAGUUUCUUCCAGAGAAACAAGAUGGGACACUUAGUUUUGAUCUUGACAACUCUUAUCAAUCACCCUUAGCCGAUCAGCUUCUACGCAAUUUGCCUAUGGUGGAAGAAGUAACCGUUGGACGAAAUUUUGUUACGGUACGACGAGUAGACAAUGAUGAUGCGGAUGCGGCUGUACGGUACUUUGCAAUGAAGAUGGGUCUUGCUUCUACAUAUACUUCUGCUGCUGAGCAGAGAGAAGCGGCGGCUCAACGUUCUGCAGAACUACAGCAGCGGGUAAUGGAAGCUAUGAGAGAAGGUGAACCCAAUGAGACUCCCGUGUUUUCCUCAUCCCCCAGCAGUAGUAGUAAUAAUAAUAGUAGUAAUAGUAAUAGUAGUCAAGAGCAGAAGGGUAGCAAUACACAUAAUAGUGAAAAUAAAGAAGCGGACAAGCAAUCACAACAACAACAACAACAAAAAAAAAAAAAAAGAAGAAGCAGAAGAAAAAAAAGAGGAUGA